CAAACAUCCAUUCCCAUCGCAACGCGCUUCUGCAGUCUCCUCCCUCAUGUUCUCCUAGCGACACUCCCACCGUUUCAGCUACCUUUUCUUUCUUCCCUUCAGCAGCCACAUCUUCCGACAAUGUCAUGGAAGCUCUAAUCUAUAAUGACUCGCCUAUUGCAGAAUAUCUAGAAGGAGACGCCAUCCCCUUCGAGGCCACCGAGCCGCCCUCACCUUCCGCUUGCGCUCGACAGACCUACGCCCCUCGAGGCCUGCCUAAACUUCGCGAGCAGUUGCGGAACAUUCGUCAAACAGCUGCCUCUGUGACCGAUGUUGCAAACGAACAAUUCCUCGAGCGAUUUCGCUACGUGAUUGUUGCCUCCCAACUUCUCGCGGACGAACCGAAGCCGAGGCGACAACUUCUCCAAAAUGAUCAACCUUUCGCUCCACAUACUCUCUCCGUCAGGGGUGCCUGUAUAACAGCCGGAAUUUCCUUUUCAGUCGCGUGGUCUCUUCAUCUGUUCCAGCGGGGAUAUCGAUCGUCUCGGUCACAUUAUUCAACUUGGUCAGAAAUAUGCAUAUACUCGUUGUUAUUUUUGGGGGUUUGUCUGGUCCUUUGUUAUUUCGCUCGGCGUCAAUAUCUCGAAUUUGUGCGGCAGUCUGCAGGGUCGACACUAGGAAAUGUGGUGACGAAUUCACAUAAUUAUGAUAGUAUUGCGGCUGAGGCGCUUCGUUUCGUCCAGGAGGUCGAGAUUGUCUCUCGUGGGUAUGAAAUAAGCCAUCCGUUACCCCCGGUCAGUCGACUGGAAGAUAAAAACUCACCGAGUCGCUGCCGUGAUCUACGGGCCACUCUUGGAGUUACCUUGACGGCCAGUAUUGUACGAUGCGUGGAAGCUCACAAUGCCGUCCAACCAUUUGUUAGAGACCUCGACUUGAAAAGAUAUCAUGACAUAUACGAGGUCUCGAUGCAGGAUUACGCCGACGCCGUGGCGUUCGCGAAUGAUAGUCCUCUCGACAAUCGGGACUCGCUGAAAGAACUCCGCUUCCUUUUCCGACUCCAUCUCAUUGCAAGAAAAGUCUUCCUUUGUGAUCUGUUGGCCCUUCAUUCUGGCUCGACGUGGUACAAUGUCCGUCAGUGGCGACUGAUAUGUCGUGUGUUGGAAGGGCUAGAUGGUGCACUUUCCCAGGCGGGCCAACAACUCCACACUGCCGUCGUGCACGAAGAAUAUGGCGAAGAGGGCCAGGAUGCUGUGUCGGAAGAGGCCGAACCAGCGGCUGAACGGAGCAUGGACGCCACUACGCCGCAAAAACGACACACUAAGGCUCAAUUACGCCGCUUCGAAGCGGUAGCCAAUGCUAUCCGAUCCCUGAACGCCAAAGUCCAUCUCCUGAGGGAAGAAAUUAACUCCCUAAAGUCGAAGGAUGACUCCUCCCUCAGCAUGGCCAUCACUGGACAUUACGACCACCUCGGGGCUGAGAUUCGAAACGCCCUGGUUGAAUGGGAAAAGGGGCGAAACACCAUGUUCCUCAACGUGGGGACCGAAUCUGAUAAUCGUUUCUCCCGAGCAUCCAGUGGUAUGCGGUCGCCAGCAUCGCCAUCUCCGAGCAGUCUGGGUGGGCUGACGGUCGUGGAUGGAGGGCCGGCAGAAGCGCUAAGGCUGCUGAGUGGCGACGAACGAAGCCAGUCUGAUGGAGUAGGAUUGGACGAAGAAGUGUUUGAAGCGGUGGCCUUGCCACGCAAGAGAAUGUCUUGGGCGCCAAUGAGCCGGGAAGAGAAACUCAACAAACUUCAAGAGGACCGGAGGAAGCGGGCCACCUUUCAAGAGCACGCCGAAAACACGACCAACAUGCUGCGGGAGCUGCAGAUGGUCAUCAAACACCGCCCCCUGGCCCGGUCUGAUACGCGCAUCACGUCGAUAUAAUCCCACCCCUUGCGGUCUCGUACCCUGCACGUCGGCGUUCCCUAGUCUGGGGUCUGUGUGAUUUGGAAUCGAGACUUGCCUUGUUUCAACAUAAAAUUGACGACAAAUAUUUUCAUGAAGCACAUGCAGGGAGUUCAGGGGAUGUUUCUCGGCCUUGCGCCAUGUGUGGCUGGAAUGCUUUCGCUGGAGAAAAAUCGGGCGUUUUCGAACAAUCAAAAGGGUUCUUGUCAUUUACCGAGGCAAAAAGGCCAUCUUUCGGUUGGACAUAUUGUGUAUUUUGGGCAGUUGCACGCAGAUUCCAAGCUGGCUUAUGCCGAAUGAGAGAUGGCGACGGUGGACACAUGCCCUCGAAGCGGCUUGCGCAACAGACAGCUGGGAUCGCCGUGCUUGGUAAUGAAAGAGAGUCGACGCAGGAGAGAAGAGAUGGCGAGGCCAAAAGACCAGAAGAUUUACACAUGUUCUCCUUUGUGAAGUGGUGGAUGCCGAUGUGUAUGCAAUGGACAUAAUGAGCAUUCGAGGAGGUGGUGGUUCGUGAUAUAAAAAGAGCAGGCACUCGCACAGGAUUGGCUUGGCCUGGCCCUCGGCCCGCUCGUACAAGAUUGAACGCGGUACAAUUGACUGCCAUGCUCCGUCCUGGCGACGCUUCCAGAACUGCAUGACGUUUAGUAAUGGCUGCAGAGCUCUCGCUAGAAUCCCUCGGAAGGGAUUACGGCCCCAGGAAAGAUGCGGGAGUCCGAACUCGGAUCUAUGCAGAGUCCGGGAAAUGUGGCUCAUGAUAGCACGAAGGAGGCUUUUGCUCUUGUUUGACUGGUCAUUGCCGCGCUGCCGUUACCGCUGCUGCUGUGCUGCCGCUGCUGCCUUACGGUGGCCGUGCCGUGCCUUGC
Molecule: messenger RNA, 2785 nt
Organism: Cladophialophora immunda
Lineage: Eukaryota; Fungi; Ascomycota; Eurotiomycetes; Chaetothyriales; Herpotrichiellaceae
Exons: 2
Coding region: 126-1901 (591 amino acids)
Biological process (GO): cell-cell adhesion
Cellular component (GO): plasma membrane
Molecular function (GO): myosin binding
Source: RefSeq, a predicted model, not a curated record